This is a messenger RNA of Baudoinia panamericana UAMH 10762, 3342 nucleotides long. RefSeq lists its product as uncharacterized. The transcript is spliced from 2 exons. Gene Ontology annotation, molecular function: ATP hydrolysis activity; translation elongation factor activity; ATP binding. The coding region runs from base 82 to 3279 and encodes 1065 amino acids. Lineage: Eukaryota; Fungi; Ascomycota; Dothideomycetes; Mycosphaerellales; Teratosphaeriaceae. The record is from RefSeq and is a predicted model, not a curated record.
ACGCUACAUUUAAUCCACCGCCUGCGCCUACACCUUCCUCUACACCACACACACUCUCUUCCUUUCCUUCAUCCCUCCAACAUGGCACCAGCGCUCGACAUGGACUCCGCGCAGCAGAUUGCGAAGGAGAACAAGCAGAGCACGCAGGUGCUUGACGAGUUGAUGAAGAAGCUGUCCGUCAGCAAGCCCGGCGAUGAGGCAAAGGGUACUUCCCAGGAGAUCGCCACCUUCAUCAACGGCGACAUCGAAGAGCAUGAGGCCCCCACCAAGGCCGUCGAGGGCCUCAAGAAGAUGCUGAACAACAAGAAGGAUGCUGGCGUCCGACAGAAUGCAUGCGAGGCAAUUGCUGCGAUUGCGAAGCACUCGGAUGUCGCGCCCAUCAUGCAGCCGUACCUCGUGCAGCUUCUGCCUGCGGUACUUGGUGCAGUCGGCGACAAGAUGGUGCCCGUCAAGGUGGCAGCACAGGAUGCGGCCAUCGCCAUCACCAAGGCUGUGAACCCGAACGCGGUGAAGGUUCUCAUUCCUCAUUACGUCAAGUCUAUCAGAGAGGCGCAGAAGUGGCCCGAAAAGAUGACCGAUCUAGAGUGUAUCGAGGCACUCUGCGAAAGUGCGCCGUCACAGACUGGUUUCCGCGUUCCGGACCUUAUCCCCAUCGUCUCCGAGGCAAUGUGGGAUACCAAGCCGGAGGUGAAGAAGCGGGCAUACACGACGAUGGAGAAGGUCUGCCAGCUCAUCUCCAACAAAGACAUUGAGCGUUUCAUUCCCGAGCUCAUCAAGUGUAUCGCCAAGCCGGAGAAUGUGCCAGAGACGAUACAUCUUCUCGGUGCCACUACUUUCGUUACGGACGUGCACGAGCCGACUUUGGCCAUUAUGGUCCCGCUGCUCGAGCGUGGCCUGAAGGAGCGCGAGACCGCCAUCAAGCGGAAGACAGCUGUGAUCAUUGACAACAUGUGCAAGCUGGUCGAGGACCCGAAUAUCGUGGCUGCGUUCUUGCCAAAGCUCAUGCCGCAGACAGAGGAGAACUACUCCAACAUUGCUGACCCAGAGGCUCGUGAGAAGACCAAGCAGGCUCUCGAUACGCUCAUUCGCGUGGGUAAUGUCAAGGACGGCAAGAUCCCGGAGAAGUCGGCCGAUGGUGAGCUUGAGACUGUCAAGGCCAAGUUGAAGGACAUUCUCGACUACAAGCACAAGGAGACCAUCACCAAGUUUGAGCCAGUAUUGGACUUUAUUGCUGCCAUUGGCGGUCAGCUCGUCGACGAGAAAGCCAAGGAUCCGGUUGAGUGGGCGACCAACAUUCUACCGCUUGUUGUUGCCAUGAUCGGGCAGGAAGAUGCUCAGAAUGUCGUGGAUACCCUCCGGAAGCGUGCCACUCCUGGUGCGUCUGCAGAGGACGAGAUCGAGCCGGAUGAGGAGGAGGGCGAGGACCUUUGCAACUGCACGUUCAACCUGGCUUACGGUGCCAAGAUCCUGCUCAAUCAAACCAAUCUGCGCCUCAAGCGUGGUCAGCGUUACGGUCUUCUCGGCCCGAACGGUUCUGGUAAGACGACGCUCAUGCGUGCCAUCAACAACGAACAGGUUGAGGGCUUCCCUAAGCAAAGCGAGGUCAAGACGGCCUACAUUGAGCACGAUCUCGAUUCUGCCGACACUGAAAUGACUGUCAUUGCAUGGACCAUGAUGAAGCUUAAGCAGGCGGACGUAAAUCUGUCGCAAGAAGAAGUCGAGAAGACGCUCGUCGAGUUUGGCUUCGUGGACCAGCAGAUCCAAGGCCCAAUCACUGCCCUCUCCGGUGGCUGGAAGAUGAAGCUCGCUUUAGCCCGCGCAGUCUUCCAGAAGCCUGACAUCCUCCUCCUUGACGAGCCGACCAACCAUCUCGACGUCAAGAAUGUGAAGUGGCUCGAAGACUACCUCGUCAACUCGCCAUGCACGUCCAUCAUCAUCUCCCACGACGUCAAGUUCUUGGACAACGUUAUUCAACACGUGUACCACUACGAGCGCUUCAAGCUCAAGCGUUACCGUGGCAAGCUUAGCGAGUUCGUCAAGCGCGUCCCAUCCGCCAAGUCUUACUACGAGCUGGGAGCGUCCGAAAUCGAGUUCAGAUUCCCGGAGCCUGGUUUCCUCGAAGGCGUUAAGACCAAGGCCAAGGCUAUCGUCCGUGUCAACAACAUGAGCUUCCAGUAUCCCGGCACCUCCAAGCCUCAGAUUCAGGACAUCACUUUCCAGUGCUCGCUUGGCUCACGUAUCGCCAUUAUCGGUCCCAACGGUGCCGGCAAGUCUACCCUCGUCAACGUCUUGACUGGUGAGCUCAUCCCAACCACGGGCGAUGUCUACCAGCACGAGAACAUCCGUAUCGCCUACAUCAAGCAGCACGCCUUCGCACACAUCGACCACUUCCUUGACAAGACGCCGUCUGAGUAUAUCCAGUGGCGAUUCCAGACUGGCGAGGACCGCGAAACGAUGGAUCGCGCCAACAAGAUCGUCACUGAAGAGGACGAGAAGGCCAUGGACAAGAUCUACAAGAUUGAGGGUACGCAGCGUCGCGUCAUCGGCGUGCACUCACGGAGAAAGUUCAAGAACAGCUACGAGUAUGAGUGUUCGUUUGCGUUGGGUGAGAACAUAGGCAUGAAGAACGAGCGCUGGACGCCCAUGAUGACGGCGGACAACGCGUGGAUUCCGCGGAACGAGCUCAUCCAGUCGCAUCAGAAGAUGGUGGCAGAUGUCGAUCAGAAGGAGGCGUUGGCGAGCGGGCAGUUCCGGCCGCUGGUGCGGAAGGAGAUCGAGUCACACUGCGCCAACUUCGGCCUCGACGCCGAACUCGUCUCGCACUCCCGCAUGCGCGGUCUCUCCGGUGGCCAGCGUGUCAAGGUCGUGCUCGCGGCGUGCUCAUGGCAGCGUCCCCACUUGAUCGUCCUCGACGAGCCGACCAACUAUCUCGACCGCGACUCCCUCGGCGCCCUCUCCAAGGCCAUCAAGGCCUUCGAGGGUGGUGUGAUCAUCAUCACGCACUCGGCCGAGUUCACCAAGGACUUGACGGAGGAAGUGUGGGCGGUCAUGGACGGCCGCAUGACCCCGUCCGGUCACAACUGGGUGCAAGGGCAGGGUGCGGGUCCGCGUCUCAAGCAGGAUGACGAUGAGGAGGACAAGUUCGAUGCGAUGGGGAACAAGAUUGAGAGCACGAAGAAGAAGGCCAAGUUGACGAGUGCGGAGUUGCGGAAGAAGAAGAAGGACCGGAUGGCGAGGCGGAAGAGGGGUGAAGAGGUGUUCUCGGAUGAGGAUGAUUAGAGGGGGCGAUGCGUGAUGGUGGGAAAGCGAGAAUGGCAUGGUAAUGGGAGUUGGGUCGGCGAU